This is a messenger RNA of Spinacia oleracea (spinach), 1394 nucleotides long. Its product is annotated as 12-oxophytodienoate reductase 1-like. NCBI's taxonomy places the organism in Eukaryota, Viridiplantae, Streptophyta, Magnoliopsida, Caryophyllales, Amaranthaceae. Bases 146 to 1270 code for a protein of 374 amino acids. The record is from RefSeq and is a predicted model, not a curated record. Gene Ontology annotation, molecular function: FMN binding; oxidoreductase activity. The transcript is spliced from 5 exons.
AUGCAGUGGCCCCACGGCCCCACCAUCACAACUAACGCAAAAAUAAUGGGCAGUUUUUUUGGCGCCAUGAUUCUUAUAAAUGUCAGCUUCUUGUCUGAGUUUGGAUUAAAUUCAAAUCAAGAUUUAGCAAUAAGUUUUUGAGAAAAUGGCUUCAGAUUCUGAAAUUAUCCCUCUUUUGACCCCUUACCAAAUGGGUAAAUUCGAUCUUUCUCACAGGGUUGUUUUAGCCCCAUUAACCAGACAGAGGUCAUACGGAAAUGUUCCUCAACCACAUGCAAUUUUAUAUUAUUCUCAGCGGACUACAAAUGGAGGUUUGCUCAUAUCUGAAGCAACUGGAGUUUCUGACACUGCUCAAGGGUACACAGAUACACCUGGUAUAUGGACAAAAGAGCAGGUUCAAGCAUGGAAACCUAUUGUUGAUGCUGUGCAUGCAAAAGGCGGUAUAUUUUUCUGUCAGCUUUGGCAUGUUGGACGGGUUUCAAAUGAGGGAUUCCAGCCGAAUGGCCAAGCUCCAAUAUCUUGCACCGAUAAACCAAUAACACCACAAAUUCGGGCCAACGGUAUAGAUACUGCAGAGUUCUCAACCCCAAGACGGCUAACAACAGAAGAGGUGCCUUCAGUUGUGAAUGAUUUCAGACUUGCUGCGAGGAAUGCCAUAGAAGCUGGGUUUGAUGGUAUUGAAAUCCAUGGUGCUAAUGGCUACCUUAUAGACCAGUUUAUGAAAGACCAAGUAAAUGACCGAACAGAUGAUUAUGGUGGAUCUCUAGAGAAACGUUGUAGAUUCGGUCUAGAAAUAGCUGAAGCAGUUUCCAAAGAGAUAGGUGCAGAUAGAGUUGGGUUUAGAAUGUCUCCCUUUGCAGAUUAUAUGGAAGCAAAAGAUUCAAAUCCAGAAGGUCUAGGGCUAUAUAUGGCAAAAUCACUGAGCAAGUGUGGGAUUCUGUAUUGUCAUGUUAUUGAACCAAGGAUGAUAACUAGGAGGAUAACUGUGGAAGAGAUAAAGGAAUGUCCUCAUAGUUUAUUGCCCAUGAAGAAGGCUUUUAAUGGUACUUUCAUUUCUGCUGGAGGUUAUGACAGGGAAGAUGGAAAUAAGGCGGUUGAAAAGAAUUGCACUCAUCUUGUAACUUAUGGUCGAUUGUUUCUGGCUAAUCCAGAUUUGCCCAGAAGAUUUCAGCUUAAUGCACCUUUGAAUAAGUAUGACAGGGAUACAUUUUACACUUCUGACCCUGUUGUUGGCUACACUGAUUAUCCAUUCAUUGAAGAUGCAAUCUAAACUUUACAAUUAUGCAAUUCUUCGGUCAAUUUGUGACUGCUAUAAGCACAUGUUUCAUGUUUGUGCAAUUAUUUGCUUCCUUUUAUGUUUCUUGUUCGAUGAUAUAAAUGUCCGUUUUUAAUCA